Messenger RNA from Camellia sinensis, 1554 nucleotides. RefSeq names its product double-stranded RNA-binding protein 4. Gene Ontology annotation, biological process: RNA processing; regulation of gene expression. The record is from RefSeq and is a predicted model, not a curated record. Gene Ontology annotation, cellular component: nucleus. Gene Ontology annotation, molecular function: ribonuclease III activity; double-stranded RNA binding. Lineage: Eukaryota; Viridiplantae; Streptophyta; Magnoliopsida; Ericales; Theaceae.
AAUUGUAUUAUAUGUGAUUCAUUGAGAUUGAGUCUUUUCUGAGGAAAAUAAGGCCAAUUUGAGUUCUCUCACUUGUAUUACCAUUGCUGGUUUGAGUUUUUUUUUUUUUAAACGAAAACUUUGGUUGUCUUUUUUGUGAAAGAAGAAGAUUGCAUUUUGAGUGUCACUUCAAUUUCAUGGGCUGUGCAGCAGAUUCAUCUAAUUUAUUUUGUUCAUUUUUAGAGUUUUAUGUAGAUCUCCCUGAACACUUAAUGUACAAGAACCGUUUGCAAGAGUACACUCAAAGAUCAGCCAUAGACCUCCCAGUAUAUAAUACAAUUAAGGUAGAAGGCCAGAAUCCGCCAAGGUUUAGGUCUACUGUUCUAGUAAAUGGAGCAUACUACACAUCUCCAUUCACAUUUUCAAAUCGAAAGGCUGCAGAACAAGAUGUUGCCAAGAUUGCAUUGGAUGGUACAGCACAAAAGAUAAAAGAUGAAGUUUGUCAUCUUAUUCGUGAGUGUUGCAGUAUUGAAGGGUCAAAUUGGGCUUGUCCAAUAGCGUUUAUUGAGGACACAGUCUUUUGCAAGUCUAUCCUCAAUGAAUAUGCAGUCAAGACGAAUCUAGAGAAACCCACUUAUAAUACGAUUCAGCCAGGGGGGUUGCUUCCAGUUUUUGUAUCUUCUUUGAUAUUCAAUGGUGUUAUGUAUACUGGUGAGGCAGGAAGAAAUAAGAAAGAGGCCGAGCAGUUGGCAGCACGGGCUGUUAUCUUAUCUGUUUUGGGUAAUUCUGACCCUGGAACUGUUAUCUUCGAGAUCAUCAAGUCUAAAUUCAGGCUUUAUGCUGCAUUGCAUAAAGUUAAGGACUUGCACAACACGCUCAAUGGCAUUACACCUGUGGCAGCAAACACCUUAAGCUCCCCACUAGGUAAGGGGAAAGAAGUCGAAGUUACUGGGGGUACUAGGGACGUGCCAAGCACUGCAAUUUCAGAGACUUGCUCGGGCCAACUCACUAAUAUUCAAGCAAUUCAACAGUCUUUCCAUGAAUUCAAGGAACUUAAAUCAGAACCAUCACAUGAGGCAAUUAAUCCUCCUAUUGUAUCUGUGCCUCCUGUCCUGGAACAGCCCCUGGAUCUUGGUUCAAGUUCUGCAAGAAAGCGAAGACGUAAGAACAAGAAGAAGGCUAAAAAGAAUGUCCAGCUUGAUGCUCAGCUCCCAGUUGCUAUGGUGCCUUUGAGUCAAGUUCCUCCUUGUUCAGUUGGCCAAUGAGUAGCACACAAGAAAACAAAAAUCCGUUUACAUGUUGCUGUGCUGCGUAGAAUCAAGCCCAUGUUCAAUAAUCCAACGAGAAGCACGUACCAUUUUUGUAUGUAUUUUGUAGGUGUAGCUCAAACCUCCCUCUUUCUUGUUGAGCAUUGAACUCUUUCCUAUAAUUCUCAUGACAUGUAGGACAAAUCAGACAUACUGUGUUGGUUAUGUUGCUGGUGAUCUCUUGUUGUUGUUAAGUGGCAGUAUGGUUGGACUCUUGUAAAUAUGGUAUUCCAUGUUUUUUUAUGAUAUAAGCUCCUGUUUUAUGAUU